CAAAAACGGCAUUUUCCUUCAUUGACUUGCCACAACCACUUGUGUCAAGACUAUUGCCAUUUUUUCAGCUUAGCUGAUGUGCAAAAACCAUGCGGUUUCGACGUGACGAAAAGAUAUUUGUGCUUCUACUGUUUGUGUCCAUUAUUUGGUGCUAUCACAUGUUAGAGCAUCUGAACGCCCAAAACAGUAAGGAACCAUCGUCCAUUGUCUCUACUCGUGAAGCUCAAAAGAAACAGGAGGGCCAAUUAAUAGCACGAGGAUUUAAUCCUCACCUCUUAUUGUUGAUUCGGGUGCCCAACUCCGGAACUGGCGUUUUGGCCGCUCUCUUGGACAAACUUUCCACAAUGAACAGGUUUUCCCAUCGAAAGGAACAAUCAGACCAACCUUUGGUCACAGACGAAUCGCGGGUGGGGUUUGCCAGGCAAUUCUUUAGCCGAAGAACGAGUCCUGUGAGCGAAUAUGUUCCAACGGUGUUCUUCAAUUUUGCCCAAUUAGGCCACGCUCAAAACCCGGUGUGGCUGGUUAUGAUUCGAGACCCCGUUCAAAAAUUCAUUGCCAACUUCAGAACCAAACGAAAAGUCCUCUGUCAAAUCAGAUUGGAGAACCAUUUGCUGUUGAAAGGCGAGACUCUCGAAAAUUGCUUUCAAAAGGAUAUUGAGGACUGUGUUCUGAGCCGUGAUCCCGAAUGUGCCCUACCCCAUGGGCGAGAAGUACAUUCAUCCUACAGCUUCACUAUCGGUUAUUUCUGUGGCUCGGAGAGUUUUUGCAGAGUGAUGGGUUCGAAAAAGGCUCUGGAUCAAGCCAAAAGGAAUGCAGAGCAAUUCUUCCCUGUUGUUGGAGUGGUGGAGGAUCUACACAACACAUUUGCCAAAUUGGAAGAAAUCUUGCCCACUUACUUCACAGGGGUUGAUUUGCUCUUUCAUCACUUGUCAGAUAUUCAAAAGAAUGAGGACCGAGAAGUGGUUCAAAUCGACGAGGAACCUUUGGAGGUCUUGCAACAAGCCCUGAGCCUAGAAAUCGACUUUUACAACCACAUCAGACACAAGUUGCAAAAGAGCGUUUUGUAAUGGAUAUUAUUAUUAUUGGAGCGGUUGCUUUAGACGAUGACAUUAAAUAAAUUGUUAAUUGGUAUUA
This is a messenger RNA of Tigriopus californicus, 1134 nucleotides long. Its product is annotated as uronyl 2-sulfotransferase-like. The record is from RefSeq and is a predicted model, not a curated record. Gene Ontology annotation, cellular component: membrane. NCBI's taxonomy places the organism in Eukaryota, Metazoa, Arthropoda, Copepoda, Harpacticoida, Harpacticidae. The transcript is spliced from 5 exons. The coding region runs from base 90 to 1067 and encodes 325 amino acids. Gene Ontology annotation, molecular function: sulfotransferase activity.